AUCUGUAGGUUCUGUUUAGGUGCUUAAAGUCUUUUUUCCAAGUGCAAUGGAGUUGAGCGUAGAGUCCGGAACAGAGCUUUUCUCCUUGAUGGAAGAUGAAGGUGCUCUCGGUCAACUGAAGACCCCAAACAUUGCCGUAGAGAAUGAUGGCCGUACCAUCUCAGUGCAAGUACUGGAAUUUAAAACAAGUCUCCUGGAGGCGGUUGAGGAGUUGUAUAUUCACAGGGAUGCUGAAACAAGAUACGAGAAGCAGAUUUGUAAACUUGUGCUGGAGAAACAGGAGUUAGAAUGGCAAAAGGAGAACUUACAGAGUCAGAAUUCUAAAAUGUCAACUGAAAAUUCAGAAUCACUUGCUGCUGUAAAAAAACAGUUUCAGGCCCAAAUCCAAAGAAUUGAGGGAGAAAAGGGUAAAAACCAGCUGGCUGCUGAACUGAAAGACAAAGAGAUCAUCAGCCUCAAGGAAGAACUAAAACUGCUGCAGUUGCUCAGGUACAGUUUGGAGAAGAAAUUAAGCGAGCUGGAGCAAAAGUUGCAGCUGCAGACACAAACCAAAGACAGCCACCUGAAUCAGUUGGGAGAGGUGGAGAGGCGUUUCGCCACCCUGUCCAGACAGUGUGCCAUGGUCAAACAUGCCCAUGAGAAACUUGAACAAAAUGUUGAAGAGGCCAUGCGAAUUAAUAAAAAACUCACAUCCAUCAAUGAGAAACAAGAAUCAACGAUUAAAGCCUUAAAAGAGGAUUUGGAGAGACUCAACAAAGAGCUGGUUACAUUCAAAGUGUCAUCGGUCUGCAGACCUGGAGAGGAACGUUUACAGAAUGUUCUAAAAGAACAAGAGUUUCAACAACUUCAGCAGAGACUCUUUGUGGAAACAGAACUUAACAAAAAACUGAGAAAUGAGACCGCCACAGAGAGGGCAGAGAAGCAGGAGGUAUUGAGAUCCCUCCAGCACAAUCAGAGAUUGCUGCAGACACAGACAGAAGCUCUGAGCCGAGCAGAGCAGGAGCUCCGCACACUCCAUGAGGAAUAUCAGAUCCUUAAAACAGAACAUGAAUUGAACCAAGAGAGGACUAAAGAAAGAGACAACACCAUUGCUCGUCUGAGAGAUGAAUACCAAAAUUCUGAACUAAUUUGGAAAAAAGAGAUUCUGCAAUUGCAAAUGUCGACGGAGGCAAAUCAAGAAGAGCUGAUAGUGGUAAAACAGGCAUAUGAUCAACUCCAGGAACAACACAAAGCGCUGUCUAUCUCUGCAGUCCAUGAGGUCAAAGACCUUCAUAACUCUGAGAUUGCCCUAAAAGAUCAAGAACAUUCUCUUGGUACAACAUCUAACGAGAUUAACCUUGUGAAGGUGAGCAGUCUCCAUAAAGAUCUUGAGGACAGUCUUAUUAGUCCUCAUGAUAACCGUGAACCAACAAGUCACCCUGAUAAAGACAUACCAGAUGAAAGUAUUGAGUCUCAGAAGGAUAGAAAGGAUGGCCACUCUGAUAACAACAAGGAACUUGAUAUUUUCAUGCAGGUGGAUAGAAUAGUACCUGUGCUCUCGCCAUCGGUUUCAACUGAUGGGUCUGAUAACAUCUCAAGACCUGAGGAAGUUAAUCUCAAGAUGAGUCAACUGUCAAAGUUGCGGGAUGAAACAAAAACGGGUGUCAGUGAAAGUGAGCCAGUCUGCAACACAGUUGAUAAAGGAAACCCCUCAAACCCAGCCCAAAGUGACACAGACAGUCAUCUCGCUGAGCUAUCAGGGCCUGAAACCAGGUCUGUUUAUGGCGUAGACGGCGACCCUUUGGCUUUGGAACCGAAAGAAAGACCGCUGGAGCAGAAUCUGUGUAUUUCUGAAGUGACUGAAUCCCAGACAUCAGAUAAACACAUGGACAGCCAGGGAUAUGCUAAAUCUCUGUCUAAAGAAUACAAAGACCACCAGACUGCCAUACCUGAAUUUAUCCACAGUUUUUCACAAAAGGAAAGUCAAACAACUGCAGAGAGACUUUCAGAAGAAAAAACUGCAAAUUCAAAUACACAAGACACAUUUGUCUUUUACGACAAAACGGAAAGUUCAGAGGAUUUGAUUGCCGCCCAGCCAAGUCUAUGCCACAAAACUGUCUAUGAGGAGCCUGAACCCACUUUUGAUAGUGCAAGUGCCACAACAUCUUUAGAUACACAACUUGAUGAGUCCAAAGAUCAGUUCUCACCACCUGAAUUGUUCUGUGAACCUUUGCAAAGCCGGGUUUCCCAAGCUGAUGACUCAACUGAAACAAGCCUCUAUAAUGUGGUCAGUGAAGUGGAAACCAAACAGUUGCCUCUUGUUGAUCAGACAAUUUCAGUGACUGCAGUUGACACAGUGGAGGUCAUAUCAGAAAAUAAUGCUCAAAAAGAGGAUGGGACUUUUCUUUCACAACCAUUGAAAGCGCAACAUAUUGAACUGGGUGUUUCUUCUGAAGAAGUCAAGAUCACAAACCCUGACCAAGAUCCUUCUUCUCCUGGGUCUACAACAGAAAGUGACCAAUCAGAUGUUGACCAGAAGAGCAUUUCAAUGGGAGAUACUUCAAACCAUUCUGGAAAUAGUAUAUAUCAGUCAUCCUUUGCAUGGGAGACUUUUAUUAAAGGGAAAAAGAAGCCACAUCCAACAUCCUCAAAAACUGAGCGGUGGUCCUCAGGAUUUCAAGAGCUUUCUCCAUUAUGUGCUCCCCUUUUUAUGAAGGAUAAAUUGGCAAAAAGAGCCGUAAUGAAGACACCUGGCAAAUCGGAAACUCCAAGCAAUCGUCCCCACCAAAAGAACGACUGUCAAGGAGAGUGGAAUGCAAUCAAGCAGUCUUUUUCGGAAAUGUUACUGGAGAAAGAGAAUCAAGUUCUUAUCUCCUACAGCUCAUCUCCGAGUGGCAGUCCAGUCUCUUCUUCUGUGGGUAAUGGGCUGCGACAAGACUGCACUCCUACAGUUCCUCCUCCCAAACUCCUGAGCCUGGAGAAACAAACCUGGCCUAUGGCAUCUAGUUCUGAAGAAAAAGAGGAACGGAAACAAUCUGACAUAAUGGCCCAAAUUGCCAAAAUCGAGGAAUUUAUGUCAUCCGAAGGUUUGACGCCUCAAAAAAGACGCAAAAUUGAUUGAUAUGGAUUAGAAAGGAAUACGUUGGUAAUGUUGCUGUUGUAUUCAAAUGUUUCAAAUGUGUUUGCUUAGAUAUAUUUAAUACCCUCCAUAUGAUUUAAUACAGUCAAUAUUGAUUUCCAAAUAAUUUAACUGAAUAAAUGUUCAUUAUUGCAAA
Molecule: messenger RNA, 3254 nt
Organism: Pimephales promelas (fathead minnow)
Lineage: Eukaryota; Metazoa; Chordata; Actinopteri; Cypriniformes; Leuciscidae
Gene: ccdc73
Product: coiled-coil domain containing 73
Source: RefSeq, a predicted model, not a curated record